This is a messenger RNA of Protopterus annectens (West African lungfish), 1550 nucleotides long. Its product is annotated as very-long-chain 3-oxoacyl-CoA reductase-like. The record is from RefSeq and is a predicted model, not a curated record. Bases 55 to 1038 code for a protein of 327 amino acids. Gene Ontology annotation, cellular component: endoplasmic reticulum. Gene Ontology annotation, molecular function: oxidoreductase activity. Lineage: Eukaryota; Metazoa; Chordata; Ceratodontiformes; Protopteridae. The transcript has 11 exons.
UCUGGUCUGACAGCCUUGAACUAACACUGCUAGCAAUUCAGUUAGAUAUCAAACAUGGCAACUGAUACGCACUGCUCUUCUCAAACUCUGUUUAUGGUCACGGGUGUCCUUGUCUUCGUGUAUGUCCUUCUGAAGCUCACCUGGACGAUUCUGCAUGGGAUUAGAGUUUAUGUGCUUUCUGAGAUCUGGAAGGUUAAUCUGCAUUACUAUGGCAAAUGGGCAGUUGUAACUGGAGCAACAGGAGGAAUUGGAAAAGCCUACGCUAAUGAGCUGGCAAAGAGAGGUUUGAAUGUGGUUCUUAUUAGUCGUUCACUGGAGAAGCUGAAACAGGUGGCAACAGAAAUAGAAGAAAAGUAUGGAGGAAAGACAAAAGUCAUACAAGCAGACUUCACCAGUGGAGGACCUAUCUAUGAUACAAUACAGUCAAGCCUCAAGGAUCUAGAAAUUGGAAUUCUGGUGAACAAUGUAGGAAUGACCUUUACUGAAGUACCAUCUUACUUCCUGGAUGCUACAGAACUUGAGAAGAGAAUAUCAAAUUUGAUCAACUGCAACAUGUUGUCGAUGGCACAGAUGACAAGAAUUGUACUUCCACAGAUGGUUGAAAGGAAAAAGGGUGUCAUCAUCAACAUAUCAUCUGGAGCUGGGUGUUUUCCUCUUCCACUUAUGGCUAUGUAUUCUGCUUCAAAGGCCUUUGUGGAUUUCUUUUCAAGAGGACUACAUGCAGAGUACAGUUCCAAAGGCAUCAUUGUGCAGUGUAUCAUACCUUUACUUGUAUCAACAAACAUGACUCAUGGUAUUGAGACUAAUGCCUUUGUGAAGACACCUGAACACUUUGCAAGCUCCGCUCUGAACACUGUUGGCAUCAGCAGCAGGAACAAUGGAUGCUUAGCUCAUGCCUUACAGCAUUACUUCAUGGCUUUUUUCCAAGAAUUACUCCGACUGCCUACCCUUGGGAUUAUAGUCACUCAGAUAAUACACAGGAACAUGAAAGUGCUUGCUCAGCAGAAAAUGAUGACAGGUCCAAAGAAGGAAGCAUAGCCAAUGAGAAAACCUGAGGAUCACAACUAAAUAAUGGCAGCUCUGCCAAAACGAGGCAAAGAGUCAAAAAUGCACAUAUUUCUGAAAGAUAGUUAUGGCCUAAAUUUAAAUAAGACUGUAUUAUGGUUAAUUCACAGUUUGACAAUUUUCUACUUCAUCCAUUGACAGCAGUAAACUUACCUAUACUAUUUUUUCUGAUUUAAAUGGUGCCUGGAUUAAUGUUAACGUGUGUUUUUAUCAUGGAUUAAUUGACUAAUUCUUUCCUGGUGAGUUUUACAUGCUUGCAGUUUGAUGAAUGAGUUCUGUUCAUAAAUAUAAUACUACAGCUUCUUUAAAGAAUUCUGGGGGGUGCCUUGACCCCCACUUUGACAAAAUUGUUACUGUGUUCUACAUAAAAAUAUAUAAUGCAAUAAACAUUAAAAGUAGAUAUUUUGUUGUCUGAACAGAUCAAAAAGUUAAUCAUCCCACUAGUUGCACUUUUAGGUGCCUGGCUAAUAAACAGUUUAUUUGUU